This is a messenger RNA of Clunio marinus, 630 nucleotides long. The record is from the annotation of a GenBank genome assembly. NCBI's taxonomy places the organism in Eukaryota, Metazoa, Arthropoda, Insecta, Diptera, Chironomidae.
AUGCGUGAUCUUGGGAUAAUCUUUGAUAAUAAAUUAUCUUUCAAUGAACACGUUGAAAUGGUCUGCAGUAAAGCCAAAAGAAUGUUGGGCUUUAUAAUGAGAGUAGGUAAAUAUUUCAAUAAUAUCCUAACUUUUGUCUCUCUUUAUAACAGUCUUGUGCGAAGUAAUCUUGAAUACGCAUCAGUCAUUUGGAAUCCACACACAGCAACACAGAAACUUAAACUGGAGAGAGUUCAGCACAAAUUCCUACGAUUUGUAGCACACAAAUGUUUUGGAUUCCAUUAUGGAGAAGAUAUGGCUUACGAAGACAUAGAAAGAAGGGCAAGAAUUGACAAUUUGGAGUUUAGAAGAACAUUUAUUGAUCUAAAGUUCAUGACGAAAGCAUUCAAUGGUACUGUUGACUUUAAUACAUUCAACCACCACUUUCACUACGCACCAAUCCAGGCGACUAGAAGCACGACUGUCUUCAAAACAACAACGAGCAAAACCGACACAGGAAAAUAUUCCUUAUUUAACAGACUGAUGAGAUCGUACAACGCUUUCCUUGAAAAUGAUCGAUGGCUCAGCUGGCAACCAACGAACAAUCAAAUCAAACAUAUGAUUCGUUCAAAGCAGAACGCUCAUAAUUGA